Messenger RNA from Trifolium pratense (red clover), 2599 nucleotides. RefSeq lists its product as uncharacterized. The coding region runs from base 318 to 2021 and encodes 567 amino acids. The transcript has 2 exons. The record is from RefSeq and is a predicted model, not a curated record. Lineage: Eukaryota; Viridiplantae; Streptophyta; Magnoliopsida; Fabales; Fabaceae.
AUAAAUAAUUAUUAAACUAAUUUCCAACAAAUUAGCUUAUGCCAAAAUAAUCAAAUACAUAAAAUUUAUUUUAUUUUGCAAAUUAGCCAUGCAAAUAUUUUUCUUGGGUGAAAAUGUUCAUACUUCAUAGGAUCCAAAUCCCAUUGCAUUAGUAUUAUAUUAAUAUUAAUUAAUCUCAAAACAAAGGGAGUUAUAGAAGCAAAACAUGAUCCUAGUAGAUUCCUUGAGGAACAAUGAUGUUUGAAGUGUGCAUCAUCAUCAUCAUCAUCAUCGUCAUCAUCAUCAUCAUCAUCAUAUGAGAUCUAUGAGUAGAGGAGAUGCUUGAUUCCACGUGCUUUCGUAGGAAUCCAUUUACAGUCGCCGCUCAAUCGUCUUCCACUCUCCCUCAAAUCUUUUCUCUUCCUUCACCAAUCCCUCAAUGGCCUCAAGGACAAGGUUUUGCUUCAGGAGUUGUGAAUCUUGGUGAAAUAGAAGUUUUCAAGGUCACAAGAUUUGAGUUAAUUUGGAGCAGUGCUAUACUAGACCCAAAUAAACCUGUUAUAUUCUACAAGCCUGUGGAAAUACCUAACAGUUUCCAUAUCCUUGGUCAUUAUUGUCAACCCAGUGACAAGCCUUUACGGGGUUUUGUACUUGUCGCAAAGGAAACAGGGACUCGAUUGCCCGAAACUAAUGAGGAAAAGUCACCUCUGAGGAAACCCCUUGAUUUUAAGUUAGUUUGGAGUUCAAAUCCACCUGACAAUCUGGAAAUUUCAAGUGGAUGUGGUUACUUCUGGCUACCUGAACCUCCUGAAGGUUACAAGGCGGUUGGCUACUUUGUUACGGAAAAACCCAACAAGCCUGAGUUGGAUGAAAUGUGUUGUGUUCGUGCCGACCUCACUGACAAAUGUGAACCUUACCGUGUAAUAUUUGCUGUUGGUUCUAGAAAUCCGGAGUUUUCCUUCCAGGUAUGGAGCUCCAGACCUUGCGAUCGUGGCAUGCUAGGAAAAGGUGUUUCUGUUGGGACUUUUAUUUGCAGCAGUGGUUUGAGCAACGGAGAAGAGGAUCAUAUUGCAUGCUUGAAGAACUUAAAUCCUUUGCUACCAUCAAUGCCUGAUUUGCAACAAAUUCAUGCACUUAUUAAUCAUUAUGGCCCUACUGUUUUCUUUCACCCUGAUGAAAUCUACUUGCCAUCUUCUGUUGAUUGGUUUUUCAACCAUGGAGCCCUUUUGUACCAAAAGGGUGUGCCUAAAGGCGAGGUAAUUGAUGAAGCUGGCUCAAAUUUACCGUGUGGAGGAUCAAAUGAUGGCGAAUUUUGGAUAGACUUGCCGAGUUACAAUGAUCUAAGGGUUUUUCUCAAACACGGGGACUUAAAAAGUGCGAAGCUUUAUGUUCAUGUGAAGCCAGCUCUUGGUGGGACUUUUACAGACAUAGCAAUGUGGAUAUUUGCUCCCUUCAACGGACCAGCCACUCUGAAAAUUGGAAUUAAGGAUAUACCUUUGAGCAAGAUCGGCGAGCAUGUUGGCGAUUGGGAGCAUUACACGCUUCGUAUAUGCAACUUUGCUGGAGAGCUCUAUAGCAUAUACUUCUCACAGCACAGUGGCGGCGAAUGGGUGGACGCAUUUGACUUAGAUUAUAUUGAUGGAAAUAAAGCUAUUGUUUACUCGUCAAAAUGUGGACAUGCAAGUUACCCUCAUCCUGGAACCUAUAUCCAAGGGUCUUCAAAACUAGGUCUUGGCAUUAGGAACGAUGCUGUUCGUAGUAAUUUUUCCUUGGAUUCUAGUAUCCAUUACGAGGUUGUUGCAGCUGAAUAUCUAGAAAAUGUUGUCGAUGAGCCUAAUUGGUUGCAGUUUAUGAGAAAGUGGGGUCCCAAAAUUGUUUAUGAUUCAAAAACUGAGCUGGAUAAGAUUAUCAAUAAGCUUCCUCGCAUGCUUCAGCAUUCAAUGAGAAACUUGUUUGACAAGUUUCCAGUGGAGCUGUAUGGUGAAGACGGUCCUACUGGACCAAAAGAGAAAAAUAAUUGGAUAAAUGAUGAGAGAUGGUGAAAUAGGUGUUUGGCUGAUGAUUUGUGCACUGAUGAUGGAAUAGUUGCAAAUGUCUCACAUUUGGAUUGAAUUGAAUGAGAAUUCAUACACUCACUGCCACUGUCUGGUAUGGUAUUCAACUUGUUUUGCAGAUCCAAAUUUAUUUGGCAUGAGAUUUUAAAGCUACCAUGCAGUUUCCUUGAUAAGUAAUGCUGGCAUGGCAUGGAAUAAUUUAGAAGAAUCAUAUUCCUAACACUUGCUAGAAUGUCAGAAGCCCUGCUCAGUUUCUGCUGCAUAUUCUGCAAAAGGCAAAAGCAACUCAAGGCAUUCAGUAUAACAACCAGAUUUUGAUUAUUUCCUCAACAAAUUGGGCAUUUACAAUUUUAAUGUGCCAACUUGAGGGGGGCAUUAAGAUAAAUAAUGAUAAAUAUGUGUUAUAGAAGUUGUAAUCUCUUUGUUUAUAGAUUGAUAGAUGAGGAAGUCUUUGACUGAUGGAUAUUGUAGGAAUGUUUUUUAGGAGUAACAUAGUAUGAGCCUAAUAUUUUGAUAUUUAUUCUUGUAUAUAUUCUGAUAUUAUCAGUAGAAAAAUUUGACAAAUA